Molecule: messenger RNA, 1407 nt
Organism: Pygocentrus nattereri (red-bellied piranha)
Lineage: Eukaryota; Metazoa; Chordata; Actinopteri; Characiformes; Serrasalmidae
Gene: guk1b
Product: guanylate kinase 1b
Exons: 9
Coding region: 89-760 (223 amino acids)
Biological process (GO): purine nucleotide metabolic process
Cellular component (GO): cytosol
Molecular function (GO): GMP kinase activity
Source: RefSeq, a predicted model, not a curated record
UGUUGCUGGCACUAAUCUGGAGCAGCAGGUCAGCCUGUUACACUCACGCACUCCCUCGCGCUACACCUGAACAGCAGCGACCAGGCAAAUGUCAGGACCCAGGCCAGUAGUUCUGAGCGGCCCAUCCGGGGCUGGGAAAAGCACUCUGCUCAAGAGGCUGAUGAAAGAGUAUGAGGGCGUCUUUGGGUUCAGUGUCUCCCAUACAACUAGGAAUCCUCGUCCCGGAGAAGUGAACGGCAAAGGACUCAAUUGUCUCCCAUUGCUUCUGGGGGCUACGUUGCUACCCGUAGCAGACGUCCUAUCCUCUGUAUCAUCUGAAGAUUACCACUUCGUCACCAGGGAGAAGAUGCACGAGGCCAUAGACAAUGGAGAGUUUAUUGAAAACGCAGAGUUCUCUGGAAACAUGUACGGCACCAGCAAGUCAUCUAUAGAGGACGUUCAGGCCCAGAACCUGAUCUGCAUCCUGGACGUCGACAUUCAAGGAGUUAAAAACAUCAAGCAGACUGACCUGAACCCCAUCUACAUAUCCAUCCAGCCUCCAUCCAUGGAGAUACUGGAGCAGCGCCUCAGAGACAGAAAGACGGAAACAGAGAACAGCUUACAGAAACGUCUGGAGGCAGCCCGGAUUGACAUGGAGCUCAGUAAGGAACCAGGCGUUUUUGACCUGGUCAUCAUUAACGAUGAUCUGGAUGAAGCCUAUGAGAAGCUUAAAAGUGUUCUUAUUGAGGAAAUUCAGAAGGUACAGGAUGCCAAAAAGUAAGAGGAGGAAAGCCGCCACUUUUUCCUUCCUCAGAAUGGACAUGCAGCCUUUACGUCCAGCCUUCCAGCACACAGUCAGGAUGCAGGAGUGCGAGGAGGCAUUCACAAUAUUGAUCAUCGUUUAAUAUUUCAUUCUAGUUAUGGUCACCACAAAGCCCCCUUUUAUAAGGGAAACUGACACUGAAACAGGUUUAUUUAAAACAAAUGUCCAUGUUCCUCAUCUCCACAUAAUAAACAAAGGCUCUUUUUUUGACUCUCUGGUUCCUCUAUGGAGAUAAAAUGGCAUGUCCCUCUGACCCAGCAGCUGAAAGAUAUGAACAGCUGCAUCCUCAGGGAACAGUCUGUAAGAAUAUCACUGUAAGUGUCACUGACAUAGGGCAUUACUGCUUCAUAACAUAUUAAAGUGGUACCACAUGCACUGGCUGGGGUAGAGCUUAGGACUGUAGAAUCACACGUGCAGAGAUUAGUUCUGCAUGUUGUUCAUGUAUGUACUGGGAUGUUAGUGGUUGACAGUGUUCAAUAAACAUCUAUAAAGGAAAACGCUUGGCUUCAGAAAUGGAAAUGCACUAGAACUGUCUGGAAUUACAUGCAUUGACAGGUAAACUCAUAAGUGAAACUGCUGAGCUGAAAUAAAACUGCGAACACCAA